Molecule: messenger RNA, 3199 nt
Organism: Eremomyces bilateralis CBS 781.70
Lineage: Eukaryota; Fungi; Ascomycota; Dothideomycetes; Eremomycetales; Eremomycetaceae
Product: HCP-like protein
Exons: 2
Coding region: 354-3065 (903 amino acids)
Molecular function (GO): protein binding
Source: RefSeq, a predicted model, not a curated record
CUCCUCACCUUAUGACCAAUUCAUUGUUCCCUGCUUAUGGUUCCCUAAUCCUAACACCGCACCGUCGCUGGAUAUCCCCAGCUUCUGCGGCGGUAUAUUACCCGUCGUCCUUGUGGAUGAAACCCUGAGUUCCGCUUUAUCAUAUAUUGUAUCCUGCGGCUCGCGAGCAGCGCAUCUUUCCGUUCACUAUGAGUUACUACCAGCCGCCCCGACCCGUACUGGGUGCAACUUUUGUCCCGGGCACCGAUGACGACUAUUAUAUGCCGGAAUUGGUCUCACCGGCACCGCAGAGGUUGGGCCACCCCCUGCUGAUCACAAGGCGACGCUGACGAGAAAAUCCACCCCUUAGAAUCAUGCCUGAAGUCCCCGAAAACAUCCAGGAGAAUUUGGCGCAUCUGGAACUCGAAGCGAUACCACCCCGCAACGCCGGAAAUCAAGUCGAUAGUCCGAGUUCGAACUACAGCCAGGCAUCUCCUGCAAAUAAUCCCCAAGGCCAGGAUAUGGACUAUGUUUCGCGGGCUUACCAUCAAGCGCCGACCGUGAGCCAUCCUAUGGAUAACGGUCCGCCGCACGAGCAGCAGAAUAAUCAUGAUUACCAUACCCUCACCCUGCCUCCAGACCUUCCAAACUUCUCUCCUUUCCCAAAGCUGGUUAAUCCGGCUGCUAACGUUCCUCCUUCGGAUGAUCAAAAGGAAGCCAUACUGGAAAACGCCCGAAUACCCGUGUUGAACUCGAAUGACCCCGAAAUGCAGUUAGUAUGGGCGCAAGAUUGUCUUAUCUUCGUUGAUGCGGCGCAGUCGCAUGAAGAACGCUUGUCAAUGAAUCAGCCGGCGCGGCCUGCAACUCCUCAGGUGGAGCAUCAGCUCCGUGUCGACGCCAUGGAAAUAGUGCAGUUUUUGGCUAAUCAACAUCAUCCGAAGGCGGAAUUCAUGCGAGGGAUGUGGUUGGAAUUCGGUAAAUUCGAGCAACGGGUCGACAAACGAGAAGCCUUCCGAAGCUACUCCCGGGCCGCGGAAAAGGGAUAUUCGAGAGCAGAGUAUAGGAUCGGAAUGCAGUACGAAUCAUCGAACGAUCCGGUGAAAGCACUAAUCCAUUACAAACGUGGUGCUGAAGCCGGGGAUUCCGCGUCCAACUACCGACUGGGCAUGAUGACGCUCCUUGGUCAAGCGGGACAACAUCAAGACUUUGCUAAAGGCAUCAACUUGUUAAGACAAGCCGCGUCGACUGCGGAUGAGAAUGCACCUCAGGGCGCAUUUGUCUUGGGAAUGCUGCAAGCGAGAGAGCUGCCCCAGAUCGCUGUGCCAGAAAUCUAUCUUCCUCAUGACGACCGGUUGGCUAGGCAGAAUAUCGAAAAGGCAGCAUACCUCGGAUUUGCCAAGGCACAGGUGAAGAUGGGAGCUGCAUACGAGCUGUGCCUGCUCGGUUGCGAAUUCAGUCCCGCCCUGUCGUUGCAUUAUAACGCCCUGGCUGCUCGUCAAGGCGAACCGGAGGCGGAGAUGGCGAUCAGCAAAUGGUUCCUCUGCGGCUACGAAGGGGUGUUUGCGAAAAAUGAAGAGCUUGCAUUUCAAUAUGCUCAACGAGCUGCCCAGGCUCAGCUUUCCACGGCCGAAUUUGCCAUGGGCUACUUCCACGAAAUCGGCAUGCAGACCCCAGUCAGCAUCGACAAAGCCCUCGAGUGGUACGAGAAAGCCGCUCAAAAUGACAAUCAAGAUGCCGUUAGUCGUAUUGAAAGCAUCAAGAAGUCGCAAACCUUGUCCAAAAAGGAUCACGAACAAGUCGCAAUCUCACGUAUCAAGUCCCAAUACGGCUCGAAACGUGGUGCGCGACCGGACCGAUUUAAGGCACAAGCACCUCCUCUACCCACGGUUCUAGAUGACGAUGGCCCGGAAGCCGAUCAGCCUCCACAGCCUCCAUCCCAAUCCCAGACCCAACCUAAUGUUGUCCGCCCUCCUCGAACGUCCUCCUAUAUGCCAUACCCCGACAACGAUGGCCCUCCGAAACUCAAUAUUCCCGAGCGGCCAGCAACAGCUGCGCCGUAUCCAGUCGACGACGCGCCUCCUCACCAGGGCGGUCAAUUGGGUGGCGCCUAUUUUGUUCCUGAGAUUCGCGCUCAAUCCGCCGCACCACCCGAUCUACGACCGCUAUCUGGUGGAGCAUUCGGCAUCAACCCGAAUGUGUACGGCAAUGGCCGCCCGAAUACUGGCGCUGGUGCUGGGGCCCCGUCCCGUCCUUAUUCCAGUGUUGCAGAUUACAGUGGCGGUUCAGGGGGACGACCACGACCACCACCCGGGUCACGAAUUAGCUCCGGCCCUCCCGGACCUGGCAAUUAUGGCAGGCAACCGUCUCCCCAUGAGCGUCCAUACGAUGGUAGACAGGCUUCGCCCCAUCAACGCCCGUACGAUGACCGGCCACCCCCUGAACAUGGUAGGCCCGUACACAAUCCUAAUUUGGCCCCUCAUCCCGACAUUGGCUAUGCUGCACCGCCGGGCGACGGACGAGGUCGACCCGCCGCCGAUAAUUCGAUGCCACAGCGACGUCCUGACAAUCUUGGAUUCGUCGCGCCUCUCGAGGUCCGCAAAAAGCCCACCCCAUCGCCCCAUCAACCCUCCCAUAACCCGAACGUCCCACCGAAGGACCACCGCCCCCAUCCAACCGGCCCAGGGGCCCAGCCGCAGUACCAGUCAUACCAGCAUGGGAACCAGCAUCACCCCCAGCAGAGCCCUCACCCGCCCCAAGGAAUGCAAGGCCAGGGAGCCGGAGCUCGACCACCCCGCACCGCAUCGCUAUCCCAGAAUGCUCCGUCACAACAUGGCCCGUCACAGCAUGUUCCGCCGCGGAAAAAUACUCCGUCCAAGGAGAAGCCAUCGGGGCCGCAACCACCAAGCGGUGCUAUGAACCCGCCAAAGAGACCUGGGAAAGGGCCGAAGACCUUUGAAGAGAUGAAAAUCCCACAAGGAAAAAAGGACGGUGACUGCGUAAGUUUCCCAUUGAAGCCUUUCGUUUGCAUCUUUUUGUCGUUCAGUGAAGUUUCUGCGCUAACAUUAGCCAAACAGACGGUGAUGUGAUUCAUUCUCGCGCUGAAUUGUUCAUGCAUGACCACACGGUGAUCUAGGGGAACGGUACCAUGUUGCUCGAUUUCGCGCCAUGGCCCGAAGCGUUUGGUGAAGUGUUGCAUAUUCGGUAGCCCUGAGUGGUCGCG